Oikopleura dioica is the source of this 777-nucleotide messenger RNA. NCBI's taxonomy places the organism in Eukaryota, Metazoa, Chordata, Appendicularia, Copelata, Oikopleuridae. The record is from the annotation of a GenBank genome assembly.
AUGAAGCUUUUGUCACUUUUCCUCGUUGGUUUUGCUGCUGCUCAGACUGUAGCUGAAGAUGGUACUACUGUAGAUUCGCUUGAUGCUAGAGGAAGGAAAAACAGAAACAAGAACAAGAAUAAUAAGAAAAACAAGAAAACAACCACGACAACUACUGAAGCUCCUACUACAACUACCGAUGCUCCAACAACUUCAACAACGACCACAACAACCACUACGACAACAACAACGACGGAAGCUCCCACAACGACAACCAGCACCGCCGCCCAAAUCACCGAUCUUCGAACCAAGGCCGCCAAAGACUCUUUCGCCAACCUCCUUUCUGGCCAGCAAAACUCAGCUUCUUCCGCGAGUCAAGUCGCUGCCAGCUCCGCCGGACGCGCUGAAUCCUCGAGCUCGAGCGUUCCGGAGACGAAUGAGUGCUUUACCUGCGCUGUUGACAAUCCCAACGCAAGUGACCCAUUCGAGGUGAUCCGGCAGUGCCAGGAUAACGGAAUGGUACUCACGUGUAACAAGGGAGAUAGCUGCAUGGUCGAGUCGAGAAUGCGAGGAGGAAACACUUAUCAGGUGAUCAUGUCUUGCAAACAAACCCAAGCCUGCCUUGUGCAGCGAUCUAACAACGGAAACGACUGUAAGUGGGAGAAUGGAAUCCAAACUUGCCGACAAUGCUGCAACGAGUACAACUGCGCCGCCGACAAGUAUUUCGGAGCCCUUGAUGCCGAUGCUGACUCGCUGAUGGGCAACUGGUGGUCCGAAGACUUUAUGAUUCCUAAGUAG